Acanthaster planci (crown-of-thorns starfish) is the source of this 987-nucleotide messenger RNA. Its product is annotated as galanin receptor type 2-like. Gene Ontology annotation, molecular function: G protein-coupled receptor activity. Gene Ontology annotation, cellular component: membrane. Gene Ontology annotation, biological process: G protein-coupled receptor signaling pathway. Lineage: Eukaryota; Metazoa; Echinodermata; Asteroidea; Valvatida; Acanthasteridae. The record is from RefSeq and is a predicted model, not a curated record.
AUGACCACUGCCGACAACCAAAACGUGUUUCUUCCUGGUAGUGGGUUUUGGGCGCUGACCACAGCGAUCAACAUGAUUAUUGUCUGCCUCACUUUGCUUGGUAACGGCACCGUCAUCGUAGUCAUGAUAGCCAGACGCCAGAAGUUCAGCUCCUCCACAAAUCGUCUGAUUCUUCACCAAUCUAUCAUUGAUGCCAUCUCUGGCCUGAUUUUCUUUUUUCUUCGAAUAGUGAAGAGCUCAAAUCUUCACGUUUCUGAGAGAAGCAACUUCCUAGAUCAGCUGGUGUGCCGUUGCUUUGACAAAGAUACCCUGUUGUGGUGGGCGUACGGUGCGUCCACGUACAACUUCGUCUUCAUCUCACUGGAGAGAUUCCUGGCCACUUGCUACCCGGUCAAGCACCGCAACAUGGUGAAGAAGCAGAAGUUGAGGAUAGCUAUCGGCAUUGCUUGGGCCAUUGGCUUCUUCUUUGCGUUGCCUAUGGUGUUCAAGUCGAAGCCCAUCGGAGGCCGCUGCCAGCAUGUUAACUUUAUAGGGGCUAUGCAAACUCUUCUGGACUUACUAUCGAUUAUGAUCAAUUACUUAAUUCCCCUAGGUGUCCCUUUCUUCGCUUACGUCAAAAUUUUCGUCAAACUCAAGAAGGGGCGUGACCACUCACGGACCAACUGUGGACCAGAUCGUCGAAGUCGGGCCAAAAAGAAUGUACUAAUAACGAUGCUGGUGACCAGCAUCUUGUUCGUGAUCUGCUGGACGCCUCGCUCGUGUGGCGUUAUCAUCAGGAUCCUAACUCGUGGUAGUGGUACAGCCUUUUCGAAGACAGUAUACCGAGUAAUGACAAUGUUGGUCGCUUCUAACAUGUUCGUAAAUCCCAUUGUGUACUGCCUCAUGUACAAACAUUUUCGAGAUCAGCUGAAAGACCUUCUGCUGAAACGACUUCGACGCAACCAGGUGCACAGCGAGCAGGAUGCCAUGACCGCAGCUUCGCAGUAA